This is a messenger RNA of Nylanderia fulva, 3608 nucleotides long. RefSeq names its product growth factor receptor-bound protein 2 drk (gene drk). Gene Ontology annotation, molecular function: protein binding. The record is from RefSeq and is a predicted model, not a curated record. Lineage: Eukaryota; Metazoa; Arthropoda; Insecta; Hymenoptera; Formicidae.
GCGAUUGGUCGAUCGAACUCCGUCUCAUCCGACGUGAUGAAUCUUCGAACGUAACCUAAAUUCCGAACGCGACCGAGUGUCGUCGAAUCUCGCCGAGUGGAACAAGUGUAUUGCUUUGGCAGGAACCAGCGAUGAACUGUCGCGACGGUGCGUGCGAUCGCUUUUGACAGUUCGUGGGACGCGUAGAGGAUCGAGGAGGAUAGAAAAUACGAUGUCGAGGCUCUAAUUCGGGGUUUAUAAAACGCGAAAUCGGAACGGAGUGAAUUUUAAUAAGUGUAUACGUGCGCGUUUGGGAUUCCUGUGUGCGUACAUAAUUUACACACGCAUACACACCUAUAUAUAUAUAUAUAUAUAUUACACAAAUACAAUAUCCUUAUCCUUCGAUCGACACCGCCCGCCUGGACAAAGGACGGUGACGUCGGUGUCAUCGUGACAAGAAGCUCCAAAAGUAUCUCCCCUCUCUCUUUUUCCGUACAUAUCUAUAUAAGUCCUCUCUUCCUGUGCUUUGUGCGCGGUCUUUCGCUUCCUCCAAUUUCCUUUCGUAUCGCCCUCUCGCUCUAGCAAGGCAUCGCAUACAUAUAUAUAUAUAUAUAUAUAUAUAUCGGUGCCUUUUGCAUACUAUUCAUGAGCUAAAUACACGCGUGCUAUUGCGUGCGGCGCGACGAAGGUCUUUUCUUCGUCUCUCAUUCUCUCUUUUCCUGUUCUUCCUUCUCCCUCUCUUCCUCCAGCGUACUCCCUCGCGCCGGGACGUAGCACUUCGUCCUGCGUCUCGCUACGGUGCGGAAUAAUCGUACGGAGUGAGCGCCCUCUCGCUCCCUCCAGCAGCAGAGCAGCGGACUCGUCGUCGUCGUCUCCGAUUUCCCGUCUCUCGGACGAAGAAUGGAGGCGAUAGCGAAGCACGACUUCACGGCCACCGCCGAGGACGAGCUCAGCUUCCGCAGGAGCCAAGUCCUCAAGAUUCUGAAUAUGGAAGAUGACAUGAAUUGGUACAGAGCUGAAUUAGAUUCUAGAGAAGGGCUUAUACCAAGUAAUUAUAUCGAGAUGAAGAGCCAUGAUUGGUACUAUGGAAGGAUAACCAGAGCAGAUGCUGAAAGAUUAUUAAUGAACAAACAUGAAGGUGCCUUUCUAAUCAGAAUCAGUGAAAGCUCUCCUGGUGAUUUUUCCUUAUCUGUAAAGUGCUCCGAUGGUGUGCAGCACUUUAAAGUAUUAAGAGAUGCACAGGGCAAGUUCUUUCUAUGGGUUGUCAAGUUUAAUAGCCUCAAUGAACUGGUAGAGUACCAUCGUACAGCAUCUGUUUCACGCUCGCAAGACGUUAAGCUGCGUGAUAUGAUCCCAGAGGAGUGUUUGGUGCAAGCGCUCUAUGAUUUCGCACCGCAAGAACCAGGCGAGCUAGAGUUCCGACGAGGGGACGUAAUCACUGUCACAGACCGCACAGAUCAGCAUUGGUGGCACGGAGAGAUCGGUAGUAGACGAGGACUGUUUCCGUCUACCUAUGUCACGCCAUACCACUCCUAGGCCUUAUACGGUCGAAUGCACAGAGGCCGUUAUUGGGAACAGCGGCCGUCUUAUCCCACCACUAUCACUUACAGGAUCCGAAUUGCUGCGGAUUUGAUAAACAAUAUUUUGCAAACCUCACCUAUCGAAUGGGCCGCUAAAGUGUAUUGGUGGUCUCGCCGAAAAGUCUUCUGAGUAUAAACACGAUUAAGUGUUUAUAUAUUUCAACACCAAGAACGUACCGCAGAAGGAUAGUUGUCACGUUUAUUUGAAAGAAGACAGAAAAAGAAACGAUACUACAUCGAAACGUCCGAGAUACAACAUCUAGGAUUUAAGAAUGAUGACGUGCAUAUUUAAAGAUGUCCGACGAUAUCCGAGGAUCCAAGGAAAUAAGAAUGCGUUUACGACUGUGUUUUGUCUAGGGAUCUAAAAACGCCUAAAAGAUGCCUAAGGAUCUAAGGAUUUAAGCAUUUAUAAAAUUCUAACAAAAACUGUAUAAUGAUCCUUUCUUUAAGAGAGUUAUCUAAGUAUCUAUGUAUAUCUCCAAGGAUCUAAGGGUCUCUAGAGCGCGAUCUCUACCUACGACGGAGUUCGCGUUCAAGAAUAAUCAUAUAUGUACAUUUUUGUUUUCUUUUUCUUUUUUUCCUUCUAAACUUUCUUUUUGACGAUUCUACGUUUUCCUUACUUACGGCGUAAAGCACAAAAGUUUAGUAGCAUUAUUGUGUAAUUAUUAUCUUUUAUGGUUAUUAUUAUUAUGACUAUUAAUGUGUUAUGUUACAUUUUAUUGAUAACAAUAUAUUAUAUUAAUUAUGGCCGCGUGUACUUUGUUUAUUUGUGCCCAAACGGUAUCGAUUAUGCUCUUUUGAAUAGUAGCGUUACGAGAUAACACGCUAUACUAUACCGGUAGCGUUUAUCUCGUAACAAGUAUAACGAGCGAUCAGCCGGUCUGCUCGUUUAACGUUAGUGUGCCAUUUGGGAGAUUUCCUGUUGUACGCUUUUAGCUUUAUCAAGCGACCGCGAUAAAUCCUAGAAACGGAAACUCGCGAUUCACGAUCAAUAUCUUCAUUCCGCCGGUUUUAAUGAUACUCGACGUUUGUCCUUUAUAAUUAGAGAAAUCUCAAGGCACUAGAAUAUAUAAUUUAAUAUUAGAUUCGAAAGGAUUAGAGAUUCUAGUAGAAAUUAUGUAGCAAAAUUUAAAUUUGGGGAUUUUGUCGAAAGUCUCGAUGUUUAUAGAAUCCAAGCAUGUCUUGUGACUGUGUCAUAUCUUUUUGAAUCAAGAAAAUUAAGUUUGCAAUUGAUUGAUUAUUUAACUAUGUUAAUGGACUGUUGAUGGAUUACUUAAUUACAUCUUCGACUUAAAUCAUGUGCAAACUAGAGAAUAUUAUUGAUAAGAAAAACAGAUAAGAGAGAAAAAGACAGUAUAUUCAAACAUAUUUUACGACCAAAUGCAAUUAGAUUCGAAAAGACGUAUCUACUAUUGGUAGAAUAAAUAUCACCUAAUGAAUUUAAUGUGAUUAUUUAUUAAUCAAUGAAUUAACCAAAUUAAAAUUGCUCCAAGAAGAAAAUUCAGCUAUAAACUGAUACACCUCUACUUCAAAAUGUACUAUGAAGCAUAAUACUUUUGGACCAAGCAUGUAUAAUAAUAAUAAUAAUAAUAAUAAUAAUAAUAAAGAAUAACGAAGCAAAUGUUUACCCAAGCCUGGCGAUCGUGAGCAAAUCGAUUGCGAGUCGCGUUCUCUUUUGUACGAUUGCUGUUUCUAUUGCUAAUGAACUUAAGCUGUAUCUCUUAAUAUUGACUAUAAGUGUGAGCUGAUAAAAACUGUGCAAGCAUCUCACGCAUGUAAUCGCCGUGCGACACAAGUGCAUUAAAAUACUACUGAAACUUACAGAGAAGAUAAGAAAAAAACGGCGUAUACAUAAAUAUGAGAAUCAUAAUUAUUCACUGCUGAUUGUAUGAUGUUUUGAACACUUGGUGCCACAGUUUCUUACAUAUAGCAAUAACAUCGUAUAAUACAAUUGUAGUUAUUAUUAGCGCGAUGGUGUAAUAAAACAGAUAGGAGAUGAUACGCCAUUAUAAAAAUGCUGGUACAAUAAAUGGCAAAUUUCGAACUGAA